Molecule: messenger RNA, 5319 nt
Organism: Aplysia californica (California sea hare)
Lineage: Eukaryota; Metazoa; Mollusca; Gastropoda; Aplysiida; Aplysiidae
Product: protein lingerer
Cellular component (GO): nucleus; cytoplasm
Molecular function (GO): protein binding
Source: RefSeq, a predicted model, not a curated record
CAACAGCAGCAGCAGCAACAACAAACUUUAUCAAAGAAUGAAGGACAAUCAAACAAAAUUCAGCCAACACAGGAUCAGAUUCGUUUGGCUCAAAUGAUGAGCACCAAUCAGACAGAUGCCAAUCCUGAUACUGUGAAAGAGUUGAUGGCAAUGACAGGAAAGAGUGAAGAUGUGGUUGUCAUUGCACUUCACGACGCAGAACAUGAUGCAGACAGAGCGGUCAUGAUGCUCCUGGAGGGAGGGGAAGAACAGCAAGGGGAGUGGCGUGAGCAAGGUGGAAAGCGCAAGAAGAAGGCUGCGUCUCAGAAGGAUGGGUCCAACCACCUUGGUGAUGACCACUAUGACAGCCGCAACAAAGACAGAGGAGACAGAGAUGACCGAGACCGGGAUGGGGGGAGUGAUCGCCAAGAUCUUCCCCCAAGGAGAGGUAGACGUAACGGAGGACCCCCUCCUCGUCUUGCUAGAGGUCGAGGAAGAGAGAGGGGCAAUUUUGGUGAUCGGGACAACAACAGAGAUCGCAAUAAUGCCGAAGACUGGGACAACGAUCGCGGUGAUGACAAGAGAGAUCGGAGUGGUGGUGACCGGGGAAGGUCAAGAGGAAGAGGAGGUUUUGGUGGUCGCAGAACUGGUGGUGGGGGCCGUGGUGGACGCUUUAACAACAGUGGAGACAGAGAUAACAGGAGCUACAACCGUGUGCCUAGAUUUGAGAAGAUGAACAACAGUCAGCCUUUGGAUGGACCUGAGAUUGACACAUGGACUAAUGAAACUGCUGAAACAAACACGAGCAAAGAUACUGACUGGGACAACUGGAACGAGUCUUGGGUGAAUGAAGAGGACCAAUGGACUGGAACGCUGGAGGAGACAAAGGUGUUUACCCCGUCUCAAAUGAAGAUUGCAGAACCAGAUCCUGUGAUAAGUGAGCCCCCAAGCUCUCUCGGACAAAGGCUGGAUGUUGGAAGUCUCUUUAGUGAAUCUGCAAAGUUUUCGAAGGCACCCGACUAUAGCAAACCUAGUGGAGAUGCUUACAUCAACCAGUUCAAACAAGCUGCAACUGAGUCGAUCAAGAACACCAUUGGGAUUGGAAGCUCAUCCAGAACACCCCAGUCUAUGAGUUCGAUGGCCAUGCCCCAGCAGUCUGCGACAAACUCGCUCGGUCUGUCAUCUCUUACCCAAAGUUCGAGCCAGGUUCAGGACGGAGUGACCAGUGUCCUCUCCUCGCUAUCUCAGCAACAGGGGCAGCAGGUGGCUUCCAUGUCUCAGACAAUGAGCCAGCUUUCCCAGUUCUCACAGUCUCAGAUGGGCAUGGGUUCAGGCCAGCAGAGCCAGGUCUCGGGAAUGGCACCACAGCCAGCUCAGUUGCCUGGGCUUGGUGGUCAGCAGCAGGCAAGUAGGGAUCAAGCCCCACCAUCUCAGUCCAGGAUACCAUCUGUUGUUCAACAACAACAACAACAGCAGCAGCAGCAGAAUUUGGCGCAGUCCGGCUUGAAUAACAAUUUGCAGCAGCGUCCAAAACCCCAAAGAUCAAAGCUGCCCCCUCCCUCAAAGAUUCCAUCAACAGCUGUAGAAAUGCCUGGUCAUAUUCCCCGAAACCCUCAAUUCGAUCUGCAAUUUGGAAUCGACUUUGGCUCAGAGUCAAAUUCCACAUUUGCCUUUGGAACUGGCAGUGGUGAGAGUACAACAGCCGCCAAUACUUACUCUUCCACCUCAAAUGGAUCUUCGUCUGUGAUAUCAAACCACUUGAACCAAGCCCACGUGAGCAAUUCAAGUAGUGAUACAAACUCCAUGGUCUCCAGUAUCAUGGCGUCCCCCUCAGCGGGGUCAGCAAAGGUGCCAUCCAACAUGGAGCCGCAGCCGUCUGCUCGGCCGCCUGCUGUGUUCCAUAACUCUGUUUACAACUCCUCUUCACCGAAGACAGAGUCCCAAAACAUUGAAAGGGAACAGAACAAAAUUAGCGGUCCAGAGUCUAUGCCUUUCCCUUCGGCUCAGCUUGAAAGGAAGUCCAGUCCUAUGAUGUCAACUCAGCGCCCUGGACAGACCAGUCAGAAUCUCAAUACAGGGUCUUUACCCCCAAGCAAGAAUGACACUUCAUCAAACAACAUUGGAAACAACUAUUCGGCCUCAAAUGGAUAUGCCUCUUCUUACCAAGGUCACCAAAAAGCCUCCAGCAUCUCUCAGACACAGGCAUACACACACACCACGAAUUCACAGCCCCCGCAAGGCUCUUCAUUCCCAGGGCAGUUCCCAGCUAGUCAGUCUGCCUACCCGUCCUCGGCUCAGACUCAGUUCCCUGCCCCUCCCAGUGCCAACCAGUUCCCCCCAACUGGCCAACCUCCCCAGUUUAACAACACACAGACACAGUACACGUCCAAUCAGAAUCAAUUUGGGUCAGGAGGCUCCACAGGCCAGCACCCCUCCAUGCCUCAUGGAAACCACCAGUCUCAGUAUUCAUCAAAUACCCAGAAUGCCUAUUCCUCGGCUGGACAGUCACAGUACUCUGGAUACCAGAACAAUGCCCCGUUCCCCUCCCACCCCCCGUCUCAGUCAAACUUUGCCUCGUCCAGUCAGACUGGUGGCCCGAGCAGUUCUCUGUAUCCGACGUCGACUCAGUCGAGUGGUUCGUCCUACACGUCUCAGUCUAACACAUACCAAUCGCCCUCCGCGGGCUCAUACCACUCCAGGGACAACCAGACGGGUGCUGCUGUCAGCACACAGUCUAGCAGUGGAGUAGCAUUCCCGGCCACAGGCCAGACUUCUUCUCUGAAGCCUGCCACCUCUCAGACGAACUCCAGUUACAAUUCGCAAAAUUUCAACGCGUCACCGGCGCCUUUGCAGCCUUCGUCUCUGGCCAACAAACUUGGGGAGAGCCUCUCGAAAAUGACGAUGAAAGACACCACUACAGCUCUGGAUGGUCAUCAGUCAACACAGUUUGAACAUUCGAGCACCUCGUCAACAACUACUGUGUCUACCGCCUUGAGCCUGCCGUCCUCCACAAGCACAGCGUCACUCUCUACAGGUACCACUACCAUCUCAUCCACGUCAACUGCCACAUCCAUCACAUCGACCUCACGGAUAGCCUCAAUGCCAUCAACGAGUAAGGCACCACCAAAUCUGCCUCCGGGUGUGCCUUUGAUGGGUCAGUACAUUAUGGGACAGAGCACCAUGCCCCCAUUUUACAGUAUGCAGCCCCCACUGUAUGGAUAUGAUGAUGUUCAGCUCCUGCAGCAAAGAAUGCCUCUGCAAGCGGGCAGCUACUACGACAUGAGUGCUUUCCCUGCCCCCGCCGGAUCCACCUUACCAACAGGCAGAGACCAGCAGCCACCCAUCCCCAGCGUUCCAUUCUCUGGAACAUCUGCCGAUACAUCCAAGAUGCCACGUGUUGAUGCACAGAGCCCAAAUUCGGCUGCUCAACCCCAGAACCCCCACUCAACAGCACAGCCCUCUUUGAUCAAUUUCCACUAUGGUUACUAUUACCCAUCUAUGUUUCCAGCGGGAGCAGCGGGCCUUCAGUACCCCAUGUUUCCGAUCCCCCCAGUAACAAACGCUGCUGCACAUGCUGGUACCACGGCUACCACCCAGUUCCAAAAGUCUUAUCCAUCUCAUGUCUACACAACCAAAGGGUAUGAUGAGCUCAACCAGGCACAGGAUUUCUCUAAGACUGGUUAUGGCAGCUCUCCCAGUGCUGGCAAGACCUCGGGAACACGUAUGUCGACCAGAGCUGCCACUACAGAGAUGGCACCCAAUGCCUACAAAUCACACACGCAGGGGUUUGACAAGCAAGGUUUCCACGGAGGAACCCCACCACCGUUCAACCUUCCCCUAGCCACGGCCACCCAGGCGGGCCCCAUGGGUGCCCCGACCACUCCGUACGGAGCUCCUUUUCUGCCAGUGAUGGCCGCCCAUCAGGCCCACUCUCAGAUGAUGCAUCACCCCAUGCAGCAGGAUUCAAGCAGCUCCAGCAGCCGUGGGCUAAACCAGAAUACGAGCCAAGGCAAAACUGGAGCUUCUAAGUCAUACGGCGGAGCCCCUCCCUACUGGAACAACUGAGUGGUGUGGAGCGAGGAGCCUCCCCCCCUCACCCCCUCUAGGUGGGCCAGGGAGCUGGUCUGUCUGUCUGUCUACUCUCCUGGCCCGGUCGAGGGGCCGCCACCACCUAUUGCGCUGCUAGGGCCGCUGUGUUGGGAUUUCUGAUGUGGUUUUUUCAGCUGCACUUUUUUUGGUCAAGUGUGUAACAUUCAACCUUUCCAUGCCCUUGAAGGGAUUUUUUUGGUUGUUUUUUUCCCCCCAUCUCCAUCAUCCUUUGCAUGAAAUGGCAGUAACGAUUCUCAUGUUAUUUUUGAGAAGUUUGUGCUGGGAUAUUUAUUUUUAAAAUCUGAAACACACCCAUUCAAGGUCACGGAAGGUUGAGUUUCUUUAUUUUUCUUUCCUCCAUUAUCUUCUCACUUGGAGUUAUUUUUAAAGAUUUUAUUUUGUAGUGUUUGUAUUGACAAGCUUUUUAAAUUUUUUGUGUUGUGUAUAUUUUAGCUGUUACCUGUAAAUACUGAUUGUGGAUUCACUGUUUACUAGAGUACCUGAACAGAGUCAUCUAUUCAUGACACGAUCAGUCAAAUCACAUUUUGAGAGAUUUUUCUGGUGUUUAGGGAUUAUUUUUUUUCUGUUUUGUCUUCAGCACAUCAGAGGUUGUCUAUCAAAAAUAGAUCAUAAUGAAUGUCCAUCUUGUAGUUUCAGGUCCAGUAAAUUAUUUUAUCAUUUCUUUGAAGUACUGGAAAAAUCAAACUGUAUUUUGUAUUUAUCCCAAUCAUUGCCUUUGGAUUACGUUAAUUUUUCAGCUGAUAGAAUUGAUAAAAAUAACUCAAAAUGUAUUAUCCAAUUUAAGCCUGUUUUGUCACUUAUGUUAAUGCUUUUUUUUUUCUAUCUCUUUGGUUUUGUUUUGUAUAUCAUCAGAAAACUUGUUUUGUAAAUAAGCUUAGUUUUGUCAGCUUUCAAUUCUGUCAUGUAGCUCAUCAUUAUUCAUUGCAUCUUGUCAUUUGAUCAUACAUGUUGUUUCAAAGCCAGUCUGAAAGGACUUCAGUUUAUUUGAUGUACAUAGUCAGUUGUACAGAUUGUCUCUUGUUUCCCCCUUAAAUUCUUUGUCCUAGGCCUCGAAUCCCCCCCUUCCGACAGAUUUCAUUUCACAUUCAUUGAUUGGCAAAAAAUGUCAGGUAACUUGCAUUGAAUAUUUUUUUUUUCCAUCAAAUUCAAGUACUGUAACUCUGGCAUUAUGUGAAAGUCUUAAACGUGUGAAAGAUUUGUGUAAUAAAAAUACUGGCUAUAUAUUUCAGA